ACGCCACCACUUACUUGCAAAUAAUGCAAAACACCAGGGGCAGGCAAGUAACUUCGCGUCGGCUCCACCUUUUUUAUCUGGCUCCCCCACCUUCUCUGGCCCGACGACGCCCCCAUUUCGAAGCUCCUCCUCGCGAUUCCAAUCCACGCACGCCAUCUCCGACUCCGCGUCCGCCUCGCGCAGGACAUAUAUUCAGUGAUGGAACACAAGGAGGCCGGCUGCCAGCAGCCGGAGGGCCCAAUCCUAUGCAUCAAUAACUGUGGUUUCUUUGGAAGCGCUGCCACCAUGAACAUGUGCUCCAAGUGCCACAAGGAGAUGAUAAUGAAGCAGGAGCAGGCCCAGUUGGCUGCCUCCUCCAUCGAUAGCAUUGUCAAUGGCGGUGAUAAUGGGAAAGGACCUGCAAUUGCUGCAACUGUAGGUGUGGCAGUUCCUCAAGUCGAGGAGAAGACUAUCGCCGUGCAGCCUAUGCAUGUCGCUGAAACCAGCGAGGCUGCUGCUGUUAUCGCGAAGGCCAAGGAAGGCCCAAACCGGUGCGCAACCUGUAGGAAGCGUGUUGGGUUGACGGGUUUUAACUGCCGAUGCGGGAACACGUACUGUUCGAUGCACCGCUACUCCGACAAACACGACUGCCAGUUCGACUAUCGAACUGCAGCUAGGGACGCUAUCGCCAAGGCCAAUCCAGUGGUGAAGGCGGAGAAGCUUGACAAGAUCUGAGGCGGGGGCAUUGGGUAACGAAAAAUGGUUGCGAUCUGCAAGAAUUCAGCAUGUCUCUUUGCUGCUUUAUCAUUGAACUUCCCAUUCUUGUCUUGCUGUCACGUCCCCUGGGGUUCAAUACUAUGAUGCGCACAGCAUCCUGGCAGCUGCAAGAAUUCAUCCCCAGUCGAGUCACGAAAAUGGUUUGCGUGUUGACUAUGUCGUGUAAGCUUAUUCAGUUAUUCUUGGUGGUUUGGGUCGGUAUCGUGUCAUUCCCCGUUUAGGUAGCUCUGUAAUCUACUAUUCUCAAUUUCUCAUGUGUGUUGCCUUCCAAUCAGUAAUAGUAAUCAGCAAUUGUCUGCCAUA
Zea mays is the source of this 1059-nucleotide messenger RNA. RefSeq lists its product as uncharacterized. The transcript has 2 exons. Lineage: Eukaryota; Viridiplantae; Streptophyta; Magnoliopsida; Poales; Poaceae. Gene Ontology annotation, molecular function: zinc ion binding; DNA binding. Bases 199 to 714 code for a protein of 171 amino acids. The record is from RefSeq and is marked validated.